GACCAGAAGCACUCAAUUACUCCAUUAAGAUACCUAGCUUUGGGGAUAAAACCAGAGGGUUGAGGACCUGAGUUGGGGAGCUUCUACAUGGAUCAGGAUCCUGAGUGAUGAUGGCCUGGGGGUCUCUCUUGCUGCCCAACUGGGACUCCUGGCAGCUGAAGGGGAGAAGAUACUCUUGUAAGGUAUGCCAGCCCUGAAAGUUGCCAUCUUCUGAGAGACGCUUUUCACACUAGCCACCUCCUUGUGCAUUUCCUUCACCAUGCAGACUCUCUUGGGACUGUUUGUCUUUUGUGCGGUUCUCUCCAUGGGGACAUCUUUGGAGUGUGAAACAUGCCAUGCCCCCAACAAGACCUGUACUGGUGAUAAACAAGCUUGUGAAGCCAACCAAGAUGCUUGUGCCAUCACCUUGAUUGUAACUGUAGGAGGAGGGCAAACCAACUACAACAUUGUAAAGGGCUGUGAUGAAAAGUCUCAGUGCAAUAAGAAAGAGGAAAACAAGCUUGACAAUGGAGGUUCCAUUACAACCACAGUCGAGUGCAGCAACUUCCCCAAACCGGGCACAGCGGGUGGUUCUGCUGCGGCGCAUUCAUCUGCAGCGUCCCUCCUGCUGGCUCUCUCUGCGUUCCUCAUAAGGACAUUCCUGUGACGAAGCGCUUGCAUCAGCCCAACACCAAAUAAAGCAUGCCUGCCGCUUCCCCAU
This is a messenger RNA of Varanus komodoensis (Komodo dragon), 700 nucleotides long. RefSeq names its product phospholipase A2 inhibitor and Ly6/PLAUR domain-containing protein-like. NCBI's taxonomy places the organism in Eukaryota, Metazoa, Chordata, Lepidosauria, Squamata, Varanidae. The record is from RefSeq and is a predicted model, not a curated record. Bases 260 to 646 code for a protein of 128 amino acids. The transcript is spliced from 4 exons.